Pelobates cultripes (western spadefoot toad) is the source of this 393-nucleotide messenger RNA. NCBI's taxonomy places the organism in Eukaryota, Metazoa, Chordata, Amphibia, Anura, Pelobatidae. The record is from the annotation of a GenBank genome assembly.
GCAGAAAGGCCAGCAGUGAAGCAUGAAGCCCGGCCUGCCCCUUUAAGACACCAUGAUAACCCACACCCUGUAUCGAGAGAGCCGGACACCGUGCCAAAAAUACGGAAAACGAGGAAGGUGCUUGGAUGGGCAUAUACCUACCGAAAACCAGGUCCUGCGGCCGUUUACUACCCUCCCAGACCUCGAUCCAAACAGGGUCUUACCCCUAAGCACGGCUCACAAGCUUGGAUGGCCGGCAUUCAACAGGAUACACAGCAGCUUGGCAGAGAAUCCCGAGCCCAUGUCCUGGUCUCUUCAGAUGACAGGAUAUGUGAGAUUGAUGUGCAGGACUGUGCAAGAGUCUGGGGCUGGUGGGGAGCUGAUUUCAGUGAUAUAUGCUACACACAAUAUCAG